This is a messenger RNA of Camarhynchus parvulus, 2478 nucleotides long. It is a transcript of the gene JAM3, whose product is annotated as junctional adhesion molecule 3. Gene Ontology annotation, molecular function: protein heterodimerization activity; protein homodimerization activity. Gene Ontology annotation, biological process: cell adhesion; angiogenesis. The coding region runs from base 51 to 953 and encodes 300 amino acids. NCBI's taxonomy places the organism in Eukaryota, Metazoa, Chordata, Aves, Passeriformes, Thraupidae. The transcript is spliced from 9 exons. The record is from RefSeq and is a predicted model, not a curated record.
GGCGCCGCCCGGGCAGUGCGCAGGCUCGGCUCGGCUCCGCACACCCCAUCAUGGCGCUGCGGCAGCCGGAGCUGCUCCGGCUCCUGCUCCUGCCCCUGCUCGGCUGCAGACUCUUGGCUGUGGAGCUGACAUCCAGCAACACCAAGCCUGUGGUGCAGGAAUUCCAAAGUGUGGAGCUGUCCUGCAUCAUUAAAUCCACGGUGACGCCAGACCCCAGAAUCGAGUGGAAGAAAAUCCGGAAUGGAGAAACCUCUUACGUGUUUUUUGGCAACAAAAUGCAGGGAGACUUUGCGACUCGGGCAGAGAUCCUGAGCAGGACGUCCCUGGUGAUUAAGAACACCACGAGGAUGGACACGGCCACGUACCGCUGCGAGGUGGCUGCGCCCUCCGACACCAAAACCAUCGACGAGAUCAACAUCCAGCUCACAGUCCAAGUGAAACCCAUGACUCCCAGAUGCUCUGUGCCUAAAGCUGUCCCUGUUGGCAAGUCAGCCUCUCUUCACUGCCAUGAGAAUGAAGGUUUCCCCAAGUCCACCUACAGCUGGUACCGCAACAGCGAACCUCUGUCAGCUGACAGCAAAUCCAAACCCCACAACUCCUCCUACACCCUGAACCCUACCACAGGCACUCUGGUUUUCCAUGCAGUGCACAAAGGUGACACAGGUCGUUACUCCUGCAUAGCAACAAACGAGGCUGGCUUUGCCAAGUGUGAGGAGCAGGAGAUGGAAGUCUAUGACCUCAAUAUUGGUGGGAUAAUCGGGGGAGUCCUGGUGGUCCUUGCAGUCCUGGUGCUCAUCACUUUUGGGAUCUGCUGUGCCUACAGAAGGGGAUACUUUGCAAAUGGCAAAGAGAGUGGGGAAAGCUACAAGACUCCAGCAAAGCCCGAUGGCGUUAACUAUAUCCGGACAGAUGAUGAGGGCGACUUCAGACACAAAUCUUCAUUUGUCAUCUAAGAUGCCAAAAGGAAAUUGCAAACCAGCAAAAGCAAGUGUGAAAAUACCUCCUCCAGGAACUCAAAGCAAGAGCAAAAGAUGAAUUAAGUGCGCUUGGAAGAGUUUGGAACACACAAGAACUCGAUAGCUAGCUAUCUGUAUAUCUUUUUUUUCUUUGCCAAAGUUUAAAGUAACUCCUCACUGCCCAACUCGCGUCUCCCCUGCCUCUGGAGAUACCAACAGGAUCACCCAAACCUGUCCUUGGACUGAGGAAGGGUUUCAGUCCUUCCCAAGAGACUGGGCUGUGUGAAGUUUGUGGAAUUGCCUUCUCUCUGUGCUGCAGGGACACGGCCACAACGUGCAAACCCAGCAGGGGCACAGCAUUAGGUAAACCUGUAGUAGACAUGAGCAGCAAUGUGUUAGCAGUAGACAAAAAAAGGUGCUGAUACAGCAGUAGAUGGACUUCAGAGAGUGAGAUCUGGGGGAUUUCCUCCCAGCAGCUCAUUGCCCAGGCCCGGCUGGUGACUUUUCCACAUCUGUGAUUGUCCUGCGCUUGGCUCUGCUCGGGUGCCCGGCCACCAGUGACAGUGAAACCACCACUAAUGCCCUCAGCCCUUGUGUAAAUCCCCAAAUGCUUUGUUUAGCAGGACCUCAGGGCAGGGCAGUGCCUCUGCUCCCUGCCUGGCAGGGCUCCUGCACCCAGGUAACCCCUGGUUCUAAUCUGCACAAAGCAGGCUUGGCUCCUGUGUCCUUCCGUGGGCAAAGAGGCUUACAGGGGAGGCAGGGAACCACUGCUAAGACAUCCCUUUCAGGAAAAUUAAAGCCAAAUAAUUUCCUGGGCUAAGAUUGCCAUAAAAGGUACUGAGAGAUCCUCCAGCUUUUUUUACCUUCUCCGUUUAUUUUGUAAAACCCCCCACCUUCUAAAUUUUUUGCAAAUAUCUAUUUUGAUUACUUCAGAAAAGGUAACAUUUCUAUUUAAAAGUGUAAAUAUGUGAUGCCAGCAGUGUUUGAGUAACGGAGCUAUUUUUUUACUGUUGAAGCUACAGGAGAGGAGCUCACACGUUGCUAUAGUGUGGCACUGUCAGAGCAUAUCAGUAUUAGUGCAAAGUGUAACAAAAAGCUGCAGGUGGAACAGCAUCUCUUUCCUCUUCAGCCAGCUUCAGCCAUUUCCUUGUCACAAGAGGUCUUACCAGACACAGAACAGAGUCACUCAGGGAUAGUUUUUGUAAAUUCAUGGCAGGAGCUACCAACUUUUUUAUAUGAAAAAAAAAAAAUCUUUUCUUGCUGAUGACCAACUUUAUUUUUGUCAUUGCAAGAAAUAACCAGGAUGGCUUUUGGACUCAGUUCCAAAGAGGUGACAGAGUGACUUCAGUGUUUGCUGCCCCUCUGCAAGUUCCCUAAAGCACUAACACAGUGUGACAGCUACAGCAGCUUGGCAGGUUCAAACCACAUGGCCAAGGCCACUGUUUCUGGGGCUAGGAAAGCAAAAGUUCAACACAAAAGCACUUUUACAGUGUCAGAUGAAUUUUUUCUCUAGAUGGUAAAG